UAUCUAUGGCAGGUGGUUUGGUUAUUCCUUUUUUUGGAUUUGUCAGUCACAAGAUUAUCAAAAAAAUUAUAAAUCUUUUUAAUUUUUUUGAAAAAAAGUACUAUUCAAAUAAAUAUUGAUACAAUAUUAUAUGUAUGGUGAAAAUAAAUUAAAUCUAAUUCAAAUCAUGCAAGCAUCAAUAAUGCAUUUACACAAUUUAUCCGCCAAAUGAAAGAAAACUUCUAAUUUUGUUUAACCGAAACAAAGUCUAUUUCAUGAGAAAGUUUUAAUAUUACAAUUGAAUUAAAAUUAUCCAACAAACAUGUCUUGGAUAUCAGAAACCAAGUAUCGAUGGUAUGAAACACUUGCCAUGAAUAUAAUUCGCUGUGGGCGUGUACCCCGCCACAUUGCCUUCAUAAUGGAUGGUAACCGGCGAUUUGCCAAAUCAGAACAUAUUCCAAAAAUCGACGGUCAUUCGAAAGGGUUUGAAAAACUCGCUGAAUGCUUGAGAUGGUGUUUAGAUGCUGGCAUCCAAGAGGUGACAACAUUUGCAUUUAGUAUUGAAAACUUUAAGCGAACUGAAGACGAAGUCAAUGGUCUUCUUGAUUUGGCCAAGGAGAAAUUUGAAAAGUUACUUGCCGAAGAAGACAAAUUAAAGCAACAUGGAGUGAGAAUACGAGUCAUUGGGAAUAUAAGUUUGUUGCCUUUAGAAUUGCAACAAGUCAUUGCUAGAGCAAUGAUUUGUACGGAAAAGAAUGACAAACUAUUUCUUAAUAUUGCACUUUCUUACACGUCACACGAUGAAAUGACUCAAGCUGUUGAAGCGGUGCUAAGGCAUGGCUCUGAUACAUUAGAAUCGGAGGAUAUUAAUGAACGUCUUUUAGAUGAAUGUAUGUACACUAGGCAAUCUCCUGCGCCAGAUUUACUAUUCCGAACUUCCGGCGAAAGUCGCAUUAGUGAUUUUCUUAUGUGGCAGCUCUCCACAACGGUGCUUUAUUUCACACGAGUGCUUUGGCCACAAAUAACAAUUUGGAACUUCCUUGCUAGUAUACUUACCUAUCAAAGAGCUUCACAUCAUUUGGAUAAUUUUAAAGAGCAGAAUUGUCGUGAUGAAAAGCAUCUAAUAAAAACAAGUAGCUGCUUUACGGAUCGCGUUCAAAGUUUUCUUUACAGAUUAGAUAUGUAUCGAAGGGAAUUCCUAUUAAAAUUAUCCAAAGUGAAGUAGUAGUGACAGAUUGUAAAUAAAUUUAAUUCUAAAAAAUAUAUAUAUAUACUUAUGGUAAAGCGCAAAAAUUA
Messenger RNA from Episyrphus balteatus (marmalade hoverfly), 1275 nucleotides. It is a transcript of the gene Dhdds, whose product is annotated as dehydrodolichyl diphosphate synthase complex subunit DHDDS. Gene Ontology annotation, molecular function: ditrans,polycis-polyprenyl diphosphate synthase [(2E,6E)-farnesyl diphosphate specific] activity. Bases 302 to 1204 code for a protein of 300 amino acids. Gene Ontology annotation, cellular component: dehydrodolichyl diphosphate synthase complex; endoplasmic reticulum. Gene Ontology annotation, biological process: polyprenol biosynthetic process. The transcript has 2 exons. The record is from RefSeq and is a predicted model, not a curated record. Lineage: Eukaryota; Metazoa; Arthropoda; Insecta; Diptera; Syrphidae.